CGAAAAUGGCAGAUCGUAGAGACGUCAAGUGUCAAGUGUCAAAAUUCUAAAAAUUUCUUUUUGAAGAAAACUUGUUUUCUUGCGAUUCGUAUCGUUCAAAAAUAUUAAAAUAUGGGUCGUAUGCACGCACCUGGAAAGGGCAUUGCCCAGUCAGCUUUACCGUACAGAAGAAGUGUUCCCACCUGGCUUAAAGUGACACCUGAAGAAGUUAAGGAUCACAUUGUUAAACUUGGUAAAAAAGGUUUGACACCAUCUCAAAUUGGUGUGAUCCUAAGAGAUUCUUAUGGCGUUGCCCAAGUGCGUUUUGUGACUGGGAAUAAAAUUUUGCGAAUUAUGAAACUUGUCGGGCUAGCACCAGAUUUACCAGAAGAUCUAUACUAUUUGAUUAAGAAAGCUGUUGCUAUACGCAAACACUUGGAAAGAAACAGGAAAGAUAAAGACAGCAAGUUCCGUCUUAUUUUAGUUGAAUCACGUAUUCAUCGUUUAGCAAGAUAUUAUAAGACUAAAAAUGUAUUAGCUCCUAAUUGGAAAUAUGAAUCAAGCACAGCAUCAGCACUAGUUGCUUAAGUUACUUUUAUAUAUCAUAAAAAUAAACAUAUAAAACUA
This is a messenger RNA of Sitophilus oryzae (rice weevil), 606 nucleotides long. RefSeq names its product 40S ribosomal protein S13 (gene RpS13). Lineage: Eukaryota; Metazoa; Arthropoda; Insecta; Coleoptera; Curculionidae. Gene Ontology annotation, cellular component: cytosolic small ribosomal subunit; ribosome; nucleolus. The transcript has 3 exons. Gene Ontology annotation, molecular function: structural constituent of ribosome; small ribosomal subunit rRNA binding. The coding region runs from base 112 to 567 and encodes 151 amino acids. The record is from RefSeq and is a predicted model, not a curated record. Gene Ontology annotation, biological process: translation.